ACUCAAAGGUCCUGUUUCACCCCCAGAUCAGCCAUCGCCUCAGGACUUCAUGGCUAUAACGGGAUGCUGGUGGGACUGCUGGUUGCCGUGUUCUCCGAGAAGUUGGACUACUAUUGGUGGCUUCUGUUCCCUGUGACCUUUGCAGCCAUGACCUGCCCAGUUAUCUCUAGUGCCUUGAAUUCCAUCUUCAGCAAGUGGGACCUGCCAGUGUUCACGCUGCCCUUCAAUAUCGCUGUGACUCUGUACCUGGCAGCCACAGGCCACUACAACCUCUUCUUUCCCAUGACGCUGGUAGAGCCUGUGUCCUCCGUGCCCAAUAUCACCUGGACAGAGAUUGAAAUGCCCUUGCUGUUACAAGCCAUCCCCGCCGGCGUUGGCCAGGUGUACGGCUGUGACAACCCCUGGACAGGCGGUGUGAUCCUGGUGGCUCUGUUCAUCUCCUCCCCACUCAUCUGCUUGCAUGCGGCCAUCGGGUCCAUCGUGGGGAUGCUAGCAGCGCUGACGGUGGCCACACCCUUCGAGACGAUCUACAUGGGCCUCUGGAGCUACAACUGCGUCCUCUCCUGCAUUGCCAUCGGGGGCAUGUUCUAUGCCCUCACCUGGCAGACCCAUCUGCUGGCCCUUGUCUGUGCUCUGUUCUCUGCGUACAUGGGAGCAGCCCUGUCUAACAUAAUGGCGGUGGUGGGUGUGCCACCAGGCACCUGGGCCUUCUGUCUUUCCACCCUCAUCUUCCUGCUUCUGACGACCAACAACCCCGCCAUCUACAAGCUCCCGCUCAGCAAGGUCACCUACCCAGAGGCCAACCGCAUCUACUACCUGACAAUGAAAAGCAGUGAAGAAGAGAAGUCCCCCAGCGGCGGCAGUGGGGAGCAGCCACCACCAGCAGGCCCAAAGGCGGAGGAGGGCUCUGAGGCUGUGCUCCCCAGGCGCAGGAGUGUGUUCCACAUCGAGUGGUCGUCCAUUAGGAGGAGGAGCAAAGUGUUUGGAAAAGGCGAACACCAGGAGAAACAAGUCAAAGAACCAUUUCCCUAUCCAUACCGGAAGCCCACAGUUGAGCUGCUCGAUCUGCACACCAUGGAGGAGAGCUCCGAGAUGAAGGUGGAAACCAGCGUGGCCAGGACUUCCUGGAUCCAGAGCUCCGUGGCUGCCAGCGGGAAGAGGAUCAGCAAAGCCCUCAGCUACAUCACAGGAGAGAUGAAGGAAUGCGGAGAAAGACUCAAAGACAAAUCCCCGGUGUUCCAGUUUCUAGACUGGGUGCUCCGCGGCACGUCACAGGUGAUGUUCGUGAACAACCCCCUCAGUGGCAUCCUCAUCAUCCUCGGCCUCUUCAUCCAGAACCCCUGGUGGGCCAUCUCAGGCUGCCUGGGCACCGUUGUGUCCACCUUGACAGCCCUCAUCCUGAGCCAGGACAAGUCAGCGAUUGCGGCAGGACUCCACGGUUACAACGGGGUGCUGGUGGGGCUGCUGAUGGCAGUGUUCUCAGACAAAGGCAACUAUUACUGGUGGCUUCUGCUCCCUGUCAUCAUUAUGUCUAUGUCUUGCCCCAUCCUGUCCAGUGCCCUGAGCUCUGUCUUCAGCAAGUGGGACCUGCCAGUCUUCACGCUGCCCUUCAACAUCGCUGUGACUCUGUACCUGGCAGCCACAGGCCACUACAACCUCUUCUUCCCCACGACGCUGCUGCGGCCCGCAUCCUCCGUGCCCAACAUCACCUGGUCGGAGGUCCAGGUGCCCUUGCUUCUGAGAGCCAUCCCGGUUGGGAUCGGCCAAGUGUACGGCUGCGAUAACCCCUGGACGGGAGGCAUCUUCCUCGUGGCCCUGUUCAUCUCCUCGCCUCUCAUCUGCUUGCACGCAGCAAUUGGAUCCACCAUGGGGAUGUUAGCAGCCCUUAGCAUCGCCACACCCUUUGACGCCAUCUACUUUGGCCUAUGUGGCUUCAACAGCACUCUGGCAUGCAUAGCCAUCGGAGGCAUGUUCUACGUCAUCACCUGGCAGACGCACCUCCUGGCCAUCGCCUGUGCACUGUUCGCAGCCUACCUGGGGACCGCGCUGGCCAACAUGUUAUCUGUGUUUGGACUGCCACCCUGCACCUGGCCCUUCUGCCUGUCAGCGCUCACCUUCCUGCUCCUGACAACCAACAACCCUGCCAUCUACAAGCUCCCACUCAGCAAAGUCACCUACCCAGAGGCCAACCGUACCUACUACCUGUCCCAGGAGAGAAACAGAAGAGUCUCUACCACAACCAAGUACCAGGCCUACGACGUCUCCUAAGUGGCCCUUUCCAAAGCCUGUCACUGUAAACGCAGCCUGCAGCAGGCUGCCUGGGUCCCCAGGCUAAAGGCCACUUCACCUCCUCUCUGUCUGUCCUGUGAUCCUCCCUGCCAAGCACAGGCCAAAAUGUGUGUGGUCACCCACCAUUCAGGAGCCUCUCUAAGACACACGACACUUAUCCACAAUAUGUUAGUUUAGACGUGACACCCACGGCUGGCUCUGUUGGGCCAAGAGAUCCCUUUGAGGGGAACUUGCUGUCUUCUGCAAAACAAGCCUCGUCCCUAAAGAGAAGUCACCAGAAGGGACAGAGAUGGGUGAUGUGGUCACCCAACACAGUCAUUUAAUGUAGCAAAGCACAGUGCCAGGAAAUGUUCAUUAGCCUGGAAGGCAAGAGGCCUGGUCUCCUUGCAGCUCUGCUUCUAAGCAGCUCCAACUGUCCCAGCCUCGGUUUCUUAUUAGCAAGUGUUUCUCUAUGACCGGGAGGGACUCUAAAGUCUCUUCCACCUUAGAAGUGUUGAUUCUUUUCUGUCUCCUAUAAAAUGAUCAAAUUAGCAUGACCAGCAAGUAUUACCUUAAGUUGAAUAAUAGCAGGAAGCGUUACCCAGAGAAGCAGCAGCAAAGUGCUGAUGUUCUAUUGAGGUUUAUUCUGGGAUGGUGGGAGACAGUCUCCAGAUUUGAGGUUAGGAACUUCCGUUCACCAGAAAUACCAACGUGCCUUUUCUGACAUAACAGAAAUAUUUCUGGAGAUGUCGGAAGAUGAAAACUGAUCUUUUCCAACAUUUAAAUCACAUGGUGAAGAACCAUCCUUCCUUUUGUAAUAUUCACAAUCACACUGUCAUUAAACUGCUCUAACCUCGUCAGCUGGAGUCAGGGUUUUCCUCCACAGUCACUCGCUGCCCCCUGGAAGGGUUUUCCAUGGUCACACCUGUCUGGAAAGAGAUGAGGGUGGGGCAAAAACUGUCAGAAGAGCGU
Sciurus carolinensis (gray squirrel) is the source of this 3240-nucleotide messenger RNA. RefSeq names its product solute carrier family 14 member 2 (gene Slc14a2). NCBI's taxonomy places the organism in Eukaryota, Metazoa, Chordata, Mammalia, Rodentia, Sciuridae. The coding region runs from base 64 to 2268 and encodes 734 amino acids. Gene Ontology annotation, biological process: urea transmembrane transport. Gene Ontology annotation, cellular component: membrane. Gene Ontology annotation, molecular function: urea transmembrane transporter activity. The record is from RefSeq and is a predicted model, not a curated record. The transcript has 16 exons.